Molecule: messenger RNA, 2115 nt
Organism: Synchytrium microbalum
Lineage: Eukaryota; Fungi; Chytridiomycota; Chytridiomycetes; Synchytriales; Synchytriaceae
Exons: 7
Coding region: 1-2115 (704 amino acids)
Biological process (GO): ribosomal large subunit biogenesis; protein import into nucleus
Source: RefSeq, a predicted model, not a curated record
AUGACCAAGUCGAAGAAGCAAACUAGGUACAAGCGCAGUCGACCCAGUCCACUGUCAACAAAGACGGGUGCUGCUGCAUCUGCAGCUAGUUCAUUCAUCGAGAAUGAACUGCCACUGGACAAUGCUGCAAACCAGCAAACCAUUCCCAUCCUAAAAAAGCUAUCGUCUUUGGAUGUGGAUGACCGAGCUUGGACGGCAUCAGCAAUCGCACAUUUGGCUGCUGAAAAUCCUCAAACUCGACAGCUGAUGCUCGCUAAUAAUGUCAUUGGAGAACUCUCAAAGGCUAUGGCUGAUCCAAAUCCUGAAGUCGCCGUGGAAAUCAUUGGAGCCUUGAGAAAUUUGGCAUUGGAUGACGAAGUCUCUGUCUUGGAAGAGAUGAUGAAGAAGAAUGUGUUUGACUUGCUCUUGUCACAUCUGAAUCGAAUAGCUCAGACGAUAACACCAUGUUCGACUGUGGAUGCAUCACUCCAUGACAAUUCCAAAGAGAUACCUCUGUAUCGGUUGGCAGAACAAUGUCUCUUGCUUCUCCAACUUUUUAUCGAAACACUCGAAGGAGCUCUCUCUGCUGUGACCUCAUCACCACCCAUACUCGCCUUCAUGGUCUCCACCAGCUUCCCAUCCCGGAAAAUACCAAUACCAGUCAUUAAGGCUUCCCUACAGUGUCUCAACGUUCUGACUGACGAUUCCGAAAACACACUACUAUCAAUCUCACUACAUACAUCCCAUCCAGACUUGAUUGCUUCCUUGAUGGAAGUAGCUGCGUCUGGUGCCAGUCAACCAGAUAACCAAUCCUUCUCGGUUUACGACGACGAGAAUCGAAUGAUGGUUCGAGUCUUGGCAGCCAGUAUCGUAUAUAAUGUCGCCAGUGCAACUUCCACAUCGACAUUGAGUAGUAGAUCUCAAGUCAUGAUGAAUGCUGUAAUACCAGCUACUACAUCUGCCUUGUCGUCACUCGACGUUGCCGUCACUUUGGCCAAGGCUGUUGAAUUGGAACAAGAGUUUCAAGUGGAUGUGGUUAGUAAGGCACCAGUGACACCACAAACAACUGAGGAUGGUGAUAUGCAGAUGGGCCAUGAUCAUGAUGAGGAAGUGGCUACUUCCACCAAAGUGUUGAAAGCUCAGACUGCUAUUGCAAUACUGGAAUCGCAUUUCCUCACUGUCCAUUAUGCUCUGGAAGUCUUGGCUAACGCUUUGGGAGAUGAUGUCAAUCAACGAGGUUGGGAGGAUGUGAAUGGAGAUCAAGACGAUGUAGACCCCAUGGAUGCAGCUGUUGAAGAAGAAGAAGAUUCACAAGAAUCUGACUCAGCAGCAUUUAUAACUCAAAUAAUGACUUCAACAGCACCAUCUCUCUUCCCACUCUUGGCUCAAUUGUCUCAAAUUGAGUCAUCAACCACCAUAAUACCAGCAUCAUUAGCUGCAUCUGUGCAAGGAACUCGAGUCCGAGCCUUGUCGUGUCUGGAGACUUUGACUAUGGGUGUUGACAAGUCAUGGUUUGCUAGUCAGAGUAGUAGUGAUAUCGCAACCAUGUGGACUUGGUUGAUUGAUAUCGCCAAUCGUACCACUAGCAAUACUAGUAAUAGUGCUGUUGCUCCGGUGGUUGAUUUGGAAGCUUUGGAGGGUGCUGUUGGUAUCAUGUGGGCUAUGAGUCGAGGGAUUAGUGGAUUGAAGAUGGAUAUCCCAUACACGAACCAACAACUAGAUGCGCUAAUAGCCCUAUGUACAACUGCAACAAAUCCACCAUCCCUCAUCAUCAAAUCACUGCACGUAUUAUCCCUACUGGUAAAUCGACCAGACCGCAUCCCCGAAAACCGUCAAGUAGGAUUACUGUUACUUGCUCUGAUUGCAGGCAGUCCGUCUACCGAAGUAGUGUUUGAAGCCCUGGAUGCUAUAUUUGACGUGUAUUCGGAUGCAUCGUUUGAUUAUGAUGAGCCGGUGUUUGUUGGAUGUGACUUUUUGAGGAGGUUGAAGGAUUCGGUGCAGGCUGUGCGAGUCAAGAUAAAAGGUGUAGAUAGGAAGCGGGAUGGGACAUUGUAUGCUCGAGGUCGUGAGGCGCUUGAUAAUCUGGUGGCUUUCAUUCAAUAUAAAGAGUCUGAACGUGCUGCUGCUUCAAGAUAG